AUGACGCUCAGUAUCUCGAUUGAUCCAGACCCGCACGGCUCGGAUCACUCUUUGUCCGACGAGGACUCGUCUGGUGUGCAUGUUUCUGUACCUUCAGAGGGAAGCCAUGAUUUCCAGGACUAUGAUGAGUGGGCGCAUUUGCCUUAUCCGCAUGAAUUGAAACCGUCUGAUUCAGCCUCCCGACCAAGAACUUCACGCAGCCGCCCGCUCCACGGUUCACACUCCGCUUCGGGCCGUCGCCCAACAUCGCGACGUAUGAUUCCAGAACGCGACUCGUUCGCCUCUCGAGGCCGAAGACAACGAUCCCCCGAUUCUCCUGACAGUGUGGAAUCGGAUGAAUUUCCUCCUCACUUUGAACGACCACCACCUGAUCGGAGGGCGUGGCCCCCAACAGCGCCACCUGCCCCUGGUUACGCUCACAGCCAGUCCUCUGGUCCAUCUUACAAUGCCUACCCUCCCGCGCCCGGUCAUCAACCUCCUUAUGCGCAUCCCAACGCCCAAAUCACCUCUGAUCUGAUGAGAAUCGGUCAUCCCAACCAAGCCGCGCAGCCCCCUUAUGGGGCUCCUUCACCUUACGGGUACAACCCUCAAUUUCAACCCCCCCACGGCUCUCCUAUGCAUCAUUUCUUCCCGGAUCAAUCCCAACAACGCCAUAUGUCUCGCCAGCCACCUCAGUCGCGAAAUGAUCUGCACAAUCCACAGGCGCAUAUGCCACACCCCAUGGCGCCCCAUGGCGCCCCCAACCCUUAUGGGGCAUCUCCUUUCCCCUCGCAUGAGUUGAUGGCCUAUGGACAAGCCGGUUAUUAUCGAGAUCCUACCUAUUUUGGGGGACCGAUGCCAGGCAUGAUUCCUCCUCACUUUUGGCCAGUCCCCUACCCCCAAGUAUCUUCUCCUCCGACACAAGCGGAACCAAAGCCUUCCCCGCCUCCACCCCCACCCCCCGCUCCAGAACCGGCACCGGCACCACCAGCACCCACCCCGGCUGAUACGGCCAAAGAUGAAGCAAUUGCCCGGUUGGAGCAGUUGAUUAUAAAUGAUCGCAAAGAGCGCGAAGAUAAAGAAAAGGCCAUUAAAGAAGCCAAAGAUCGUGCUGCCGCUGAGAAGGCCGCGCAAGAUGCGCAGACAGCGCAUGACAUGAAGAUCGCCUCAGAAGCUGCAGCUCUUGCCCGAGCUGAUGCGGAGGCAAAGGCGGCAGAGGAUGCCGCUAAGGCCAAGGGUGAGGCAGAAAAAGCCGCUGCUGCCGCUGCUGCAGAGGCUGCAGCUGCAGCAACGGCGGCGGCAGCAGAAGCUGCCAAACCACCGCCUCCACCACCUGCUCCGGAGAAAAAGAAGCCUAUCAAGUUCAAAGACGCUGUUGGGAGAAAGUUCAGCUUUCCGUUUGAGCUGUGUGCCACAUGGCAGGGAAUGGAGGAGCUCAUUCGGCAGGCUUUCCUUCAUAUUGAAGUGAUUGGUCCCCAUGUGGCUGAUGGACACUAUGAUCUUAUCGGUCCCAAUGGCGACAUUAUCCUUCCACAAGUCUGGGAAACGGUUAUUGAACCGGACUGGGCCAUCACUAUGCAUAUGUGGCCAAUUCCCGAAAAGCCAAAAGAAGAUCCCCCUCCCCCGGCAGAGGUACCAGCGCCCCUGGAUAAACCUGCCGAGGCGCCUCCGGAGUCAAAGAAGAAGGCAGAGUCGGGCAAUAAGAAGGCAAAGGCCAAGGGUCCGGCUAUGCCUGGAAGUUUUGCAAUGUGGAUGUUAGGUAACAACGCCAGGCCGAAGCAGGUCUCAAAGGCGGAAAAAAAGCCUGAACCGCCUGCUUCUGCGCCUCCUUCAUGA
Molecule: messenger RNA, 1815 nt
Organism: Penicillium arizonense
Lineage: Eukaryota; Fungi; Ascomycota; Eurotiomycetes; Eurotiales; Aspergillaceae
Exons: 4
Coding region: 1-1815 (604 amino acids)
Biological process (GO): actin filament polymerization
Cellular component (GO): cytoplasm; actin filament
Molecular function (GO): actin binding; microtubule binding
Source: RefSeq, a predicted model, not a curated record